This is a messenger RNA of Thyridium curvatum, 1104 nucleotides long. RefSeq lists its product as uncharacterized. Lineage: Eukaryota; Fungi; Ascomycota; Sordariomycetes; Thyridiales; Thyridiaceae. Bases 1 to 1104 code for a protein of 367 amino acids. The transcript is spliced from 2 exons. The record is from RefSeq and is a predicted model, not a curated record.
AUGAUCUCCUCAACCUUCAUCACCCUUGCUACUGCAGCAUCCCUUCUUAUCUCGGGUGUUCAAGCUCAAGGAACCUACCAGGGUUGCGUUGGUGUCAGCUCUACUUUCGAUGACACAUAUCCCCUGACUCCCAAUGGCCCUCAGGCCUGCGCCAACUACUGCACUGCCAAGGGUUACAACUACAUCGCACUCUCUGCACAAUUCUGCUCUUGCUCCAAAGCCGCUCCCACUGUUUCACAGAAGUAUGCCGACUCUGCUUGCGCCUUCGCCUGCGACGCGGACGCAUCGCAAUCAUGUGGUGGCAUGGACCCCAACACUUUCGAGUUCAUCUACUCCGUCUGGCUGUACGGCAGCGGAGCUCCUAUCCAGGCCCCUGCCUCCAGCGCAGCUGGCCCUGCAUCAAGUGCAGCUGCCCCUGUCGCUUCCACAGGCAACGCCGCCGCGGCGCCCAACACUGCCACGACUUCGGCCCUCCCCACUACCACUUCCACGCUGAUUGCCGCCCCCGGGCCGGUCGAUACCACUACCACUGCUCCCGUGAUCCCGGUCAGCUCCGCCGGCGCCUCGGCCGACCCUGCUGUCGUCAACGGCCCCAACAAUUCUGACAUCCCGCCUUUCACGACGGUGACGGACUCGCUGUUCACCACCAGCACCGUGCCCUGCAUCUCUUCCGCCUUCACGCAGAUUGUGGCCGUGACCACGACCGUCCCCUGCUCCGACGGUACCAUGGAGACUGCUGUGGCCAACGUCCCGACCAUUAUCUACUACGACCCGGCCUACAGCACCGUCCGCACGGUUAUCGACCAGACCACCACUCGCUACGUGCUGGUGCCCGUCACUGCUUUCGUGACCGCCACCGCCUCCGGAUCGGGAACCUUCCUCAAUGCCCCGAGCAGCGUUGCCAAUGCGCCCAUCAGCGUGAUCAAUGGCCCCAUAAGCGUCGCCAAUUCCACCACCGCCGCCAACGCCACCACCGCUACCAGCACAGCGGGCGCCACGGGCUCGACCUUUGUCGUCACAGCCGGUGCUGACAAGUCUGCCUUUGGUGGACUGAACGCCCUGGCCCUUGUCAUUGCUGCCAUUGCUGGUUUCGCGCUAUCAUGA